Molecule: messenger RNA, 1351 nt
Organism: Aspergillus ochraceoroseus IBT 24754
Lineage: Eukaryota; Fungi; Ascomycota; Eurotiomycetes; Eurotiales; Aspergillaceae
Exons: 1
Coding region: 367-879 (170 amino acids)
Source: RefSeq, a predicted model, not a curated record
CCGACGGCGAUACCACCGAUACCACCGAUACCUAUCCCUAUCUCCAUCGCGCUCUUCUCUUACGGCCAUAAACAUGGACCCUUGCAUCCAGCAGAGUACGCCAGCGGGAGUAACGGGAGUAUCGGCAGUACCGGCGCCCCGCCCUCGCCUCUUAACCUACAGUAUCCGCCAUCUCCCCAUGACAACGGGGCUGGCACCCCCGCUUGCAGAGGGAGUUUCUGGGGGCGGAUGGGGUGUUGUCCAUGAGGCGAUGGACGGGCUUCGUACGGAUAGUAAUUACGACGAUGGAACUGCUAGGGAUCGAGAUAAAGAGUUUCCUCUCUGGAUGCUGCUGUUACAGCUGCUGCUACUGCCUCGAUUAGUGCGAUGGAUUCUGCAAUUCCUAUGGCGACAAGUGGAAAUGACCCGUUGAAGAAUGGUGCUACUACUACCCUUUUCGGUGAUAAUGGACCUGAGCCCAGGUGUGAUACUACUAGUAAACUUGGCCAUAACCAGACUACCUCUAUCCAGGAUGCCGCAAGCGAGUCUGCACGCGCAGGAUUAGAGAAACAGCCAGCCGGUCCCAGGAUUGGCGACUCCAGCGAUCAUCAUCCCCCUCCCCCCCCCCCCCCCCCGGGUGUAUUAGCGGUUGUGGCUGUAUGCUGUGAGGAGGGCCGCCACAGGAGCGUGGCCUUUGUUGAGGAACUAAAGAGACGGCUGGCUGGAUUCCGGGACGGCGAUGGAUGCUAUACAUGGCGAAUGAGGGUUGAUGUUUCGCAUCGCGAGCCUAUAAGAGAGGUCCAGUUCAAGCAGAAUGGAUUCUACGAGACAUGUAAACUGCCAGAUCUCAGUAGAUUGGAUUGCUAUUCCUACUGCGCCUUUCUUGUCCCUGUAGAGUAGAGCAAGGAGUAUAGAAGUUCAAAAACCUCGACGGUCUUGAGAUCCUAACAGCGAACACCGGUGACAGCAAUCUGAACGACCAACUUGCCAAACCCCGGGAUCAGGUUUCCCGAGCAUCUGUUUCCGAUGGAGUACGGCAAGCCAAUACAUAGUAUAGUUUCCGUGAUGGACGAUCCUCACAAUGGGGUAAAGAGGAUUUCUCCAGAUACUCCCGAAUAACCGGAUCUAGUUCCUGAUAUUUCUCGAAUGAGGGAAAUGCAUCGAAGGAGGUGAUAAAUCCUAGAGACCUAAGGAUUUUCCAGGGGUACAGCAGCAGACUUGACCAGGUCGUUGCAGAGAUCUACUACCAGAUCUCUCCUUUCUGCAUUACGUAUGCUUGAACCUGUGAUCAAGAGUCUUAUGGGACGAAUGAAAUCGGAGUGAGACAUCCAUGCUGCCGCACUUGCAUUCUAAUUAAGGCUAACCUAACGAC